GGAUACACCCCUCUGACCCUUGACGUCUGUGCGUAGAUUACAUUGCAGCGUGAAAAAUGGCGUCCGUGUCAGAUAUGUACGAUGUGACCUGGGAAGAAAUGCGUGAUAAACUUAGAAAAUGGAGAGAAGAAAAUUAUCGCAACAGUGAACAAAUUGUGGAAGUGGGUGAAGAAUUAAUUCAGGAACAUGCGUCAAAGCUUGGAGAUGACAUUUGGAUUAUUUAUGAGCAAGUGAUGAUCGCUGCCCUGGACUGCAGUCGGGAUGACUUGGCUACGACAUGUCUUCGUGAGCUGCAAAAACAAUUUCAAGGUAGCCACAGAGUGAAGCGACUAGCUGGCAUGCGUCUUGAAGCUUUGGAGAGGUAUGAUGAAGCCUUCAAAAUGUACAAUGACAUAUUACAAGAUGAUUCGACCAAUACAGCUGCAAGGAAGCGUAAGAUUGCCAUUCUCAAAGCCCAAGGAAAAAGCACAGAGGCCAUCCGGGAGCUGAAUGAGUAUCUGGAGCAAUUUGUUGGGGACCAGGAGGCUUGGCAUGAACUAGCAGAGCUUUACAUCAACGAGCAUGAUUAUGCAAAAGCAGCAUUUUCCCUAGAGGAACUGAUGAUGACCAAUCCACACAAUCACUUGUACUGUGAGCAGUACGCAGAGGUUAAGUACACCCAAGGUGGAAUCGAGAAUCUGGAACUGUCAAGAAAGUACUUUGCGCAAGCACUCAAGCUAAACAACAGAAAUAUGAGAGCUUUGUUUGGCCUGUACAUGUCUGCAAGCCAUAUUGCCGCUAGCCCUAAAGCGAGUGCUAAAGUGAAGAAAGACAAUGUGAAGUAUGCAGCUUGGGCAGCAAGCCAGAUCAAUAGAGCUUACCAGUUGGCAGGUCAUGGAACAAAAGAGACCAAGUGUUCUCUGAAAGCAGUGGAGGAGAUGUUGGAAUCCAUGCAGAUUAUGCCAUCGUAGACCCCGCCAGACCAUUUAUAUACAACAGCUCAACCUGCCACUUCACUGCACACAGACAAGCUUGAAUAUCUUGAAUACUUUUUUUUUUUCAAAACAUUGCUUCACUGUUAUCCUUGUAUAUAAGUUUUGUUUUGAUUAAUUUAUCAGAGAUUGCCUUGAGAAUCUGACAAAUAAAAACACACUUUACACGUCUCAUAUAUUUACUUUUUCCUUGAAGGUGGUAGCAGAUAGCUAAGCUCAAAUACUAUAUAACAUAAUAUAAUUUCCAACCUGAAUUAUAUAGUUAAGGUGACCAUAUGGCUCUUUGUUCAGUGGGACAGUUCAGCCUUUUCAACUUCUGCUAUUUACCUGAGUGCAUUGGGUUGUGAGUUGAAACACAGAGCCAUAUGGCCACCUUAUAUGUGUUACAACUACCAAAUCUAACCUUUUGUACAUAGCGAUGGAAGAUUAAUGAAGUUUUACAUUGUAAUGUGUCAAAUAAAGCAUUUUGUCAUUGCCCCCACACUAUAUAAAUGUUUCUGUACCGUUUGAGUUCAUAUUUUUUUUCAAGUAAGUACUUGCUUGCUUACUGUAUGUGGGUGUCAGAAUUCAUUGAUUAAACAGUUCCGUAUAA
Molecule: messenger RNA, 1563 nt
Organism: Polyodon spathula (Mississippi paddlefish)
Lineage: Eukaryota; Metazoa; Chordata; Actinopteri; Acipenseriformes; Polyodontidae
Product: ER membrane protein complex subunit 2
Exons: 11
Coding region: 57-950 (297 amino acids)
Biological process (GO): protein folding in endoplasmic reticulum
Cellular component (GO): EMC complex
Molecular function (GO): protein binding
Source: RefSeq, a predicted model, not a curated record